This is a messenger RNA of Cyprinus carpio (common carp), 2093 nucleotides long. Its product is annotated as transmembrane protein 235-like. NCBI's taxonomy places the organism in Eukaryota, Metazoa, Chordata, Actinopteri, Cypriniformes, Cyprinidae. The record is from RefSeq and is a predicted model, not a curated record. Gene Ontology annotation, cellular component: apical plasma membrane.
AGGGACAUUUUUCAGCCUUAUUUCUUGUUCUUUAAGUCUUUUUGUUUGUUUGUCUGUUCAGUAUAAAAACUGAAAUAAAAAAAAAUCCUGUAUCUGUAACGAGUUUUCUCUCUUGGGAAUCGGAAAAACUGGAAAUGUCAGAAAAUUUUCAGGUCAGGAGAAGUCGGUAGUAAUUGCUCUUAUAGUGAAGACUUAUUUCUUUUAAAAAUCUUAGGAAUUAAGCGUGGAAAGACUUGUUAAUAAGUACAUACUUGUGUGCAUUUGUUGUAUAUUUCAUAGGUAUUUUUGUUUUAUGAUUAUGAAAAGGAUGGUUUGAUAAUGUCAUGAAGGGUGUUGGUUAUGAACUGUACGUCAUGUUUCCUCUGUACCAGUUACGCGCAAUCUAGCGCUCCGUGUUAGUUGGACACGGACUGCACACACCGGUGAGGAAUAAAUGUUCAUGCAACCCAGCUUUUAACACCACACAACUUUUCUAGUAAUAACACCUUGCAUGUCAUCUUAUGCUGUCGGCAUCUUGGAUGGACAAUCAACAUCACUUAUUCCAGCUGUUGGGCAGCGCGUUUUUUAUUCCAUGAGCUCCUGGAACACAAGUUAGGAAUCUGAUCGCGUCGCAGAGACAAAUGGUAUGGUUUUCAGCGUAGGUUUUGGGGUGUCCUGACUCGGAAUCGCAUAUAUUCUGACCGACAUGGAAAUUACAUACGGUUUCGUGGUCGUCGGCGGGGGUUUAACGGGUGUCCUCAGUUUCAGCUCUUUAGCGCUCGCCAUUGGAACUGAAUACUGGUACAUCAUCGAGGACAAGCGCGCGAACCACACUGACCCGGCGCGCACUAACUCUGGACUUUGGGGAGUAACAGAUGAUGUCCAAAGUCAUACAGAGGACACUGGAUAUUCAGAAUCAGAAAGGCAGAUGGAAAUCAUGCAUAGCGUGAUUGCCAUCUUACUGCCCUUGAGUCUGGUGAUGCUGGUGUUUGGAGGUAUCUGUGGUCUCGUCAGUUCCCUAGCAAGAAGCCGGACACUCCUGAUCGGAUCCGCUUCAUAUUUCCUCCUGUGCAGUCUUCUCACUCUCUCUGGGGUGAGUCUGUACAUCAGGUACUCUCAGAAGGCUCUGGAAGAAACUGAAAGGCGGAUGGGCCAUGAGCAAAUGGCUCAAGUGCACACAUCAUUCGGCUGGUCUAUGGGUAUGGCCUGGAUCUCCUUUCUACUGGAGGUGAUCACUGGUCUUCUCCUACUGCUGGCUGUCAGGCUGGUGCCUUUAACCCAGUAUGAAGAGUCUGUUGCUCCCAUAUAAAAACUCGUCACAUCCUUGAACCAUACAUUUCCAUUUCAGGCAAGGUAGUCAGUAUUUGUCAAGGUAAGGUCUCCUCUCUAUCUUACAUUGUUAGCAAAAAUGCAGAUGAACAUUACUGGUUCAAAGUUUGGACACAUUUUAUUAAUUUCCGUUAUGAUUGUUUUACACAUUUUAGAAUAAUAGUAAAGUCACCAAAACCAUAAAAUAACACAAAUGGAAGUAAAUUUAAAUGGAAAAAAAUAAUGUUGUAAAGAUAUUCAUACAAAAGCAUGUUUUGUAAUUCAAAAAUAAUUUCACAUGCUUAAGAUGAGAAACAUUACUUUUCAUGAGUAGUGUAGAGCUGGAUGACCAAAUUGCCCUUUGCAAUAUAUUAUAACUCUGUUAUGUAAAUUUUUAUUCAUAUUAUAGAAUAUAGACCAGUUCAGAGGUCAACUGUCUGGCUCAUCUUUUGUUGAUAAUUUAUACUGUAAUUGCUAGUAAAUUUCAUUUGUUUACACUUAUGUAAUGUUAUUUUCUUUUAUGCUUGGCUCCUGCUUGCCAGUAUUCGUGUUUCUGAUUUCCUCUUGCUGUUAUUAUCCUUGAUUUUACAUUAUGAACGGAGCAAGUAACAGGAAGUGUAACUGUAUAUUUUUACAGCCAUCCAUUGUUCAUUAAAAAUGUGUAGUUUAUGAAAAGGCCUUUCUGAAAGAAAUUCAUUUAAAUUCUGCAAUUUGAUUUGCUUUACAGUGGGUAUAAAAAAGAAUGACCCCCCUUUAAAAUAAUCAUAUUUUAUUGCUUUGCAGCCUGAAAUGAAGACGGACACAGU